Chlorella variabilis is the source of this 1878-nucleotide messenger RNA. RefSeq lists its product as hypothetical. The transcript is spliced from 7 exons. Gene Ontology annotation, molecular function: DNA binding; DNA-binding transcription factor activity. Lineage: Eukaryota; Viridiplantae; Chlorophyta; Trebouxiophyceae; Chlorellales; Chlorellaceae. The coding region runs from base 1 to 1878 and encodes 625 amino acids. The record is from RefSeq and is a predicted model, not a curated record.
AUGGGUGACACUCCAAAGCGCAGCGAGCCCCUUGAGAACGAAGCUCAUAGCCCCCUCUCACUGGAGUUCUGGCCAGACGCCGCGCCGCUCAACCUGGACGCCAUGAACAAUUCCCUGGACUGGCUGGGCGACCUGGGGCACGAUCAAGGCGGGCAGGGUGGCGCGCCGCCCGCCCUGCCACCAGGGGACCCCCUGGGCGGCGGCGCCGCCGACACGCUCCCACACGGCGGCGGCGGCAGCAGCAGCCAGCUGCAGCACCAGCAGCUGCUGCACUCGCAGCUGCAGUCGCUGCACCCCAUGCUGGCCAUGGGGCCCGCGCCAGGCGGCGACCCGCUGAUCUGCGGCGGCAGCAACGGCGCCAGCGGCGGCGACAUCUACGGCGGCAGCGGAGACCUGUCGGGAACCCUGCACCUGCACCUCCACCCGCCCAUGCAGCCGGGCGGCCUGCCCGGCGGCGGCGACCCCGCCCUCGCCCACCUACCGCCACUGGGCCCUACGGGGGUGGCGGCGCCGGGCGGGCCGCUGCACGCCGCGGGCCUGGCCUUUGCCCAUGACCUGGUGGGGGGGCACCACCAGCACCUGUACCAGCAGCCCCCCAUGAUGCACCACCAGCAGCAGGCCUUCCUGUCGCCGUACCCAGGCGAGCGCUCCAGGCCGGCCGGCCGCGCCCCCACCCGCCCGCGCCGCCCUGCCGCGGCACGGGGCGUCACCCUAUCUGCCGCUCAGUCCCAGAAGUCGCGGCUGCGCUGGACGCCAGACCUGCACGGCCGCUUUGUGGGCGCGGUGAAUGAGCUAGGGGGGCCGGACAGGGCGACACCCAAGGGCAUCCUGAAGCUGAUGGGUGUGGAAGGCCUCACCAUCUACCACAUAAAGAGCCACCUGCAGAAGUACCGCCUCAACAUCAAGCUGCCCGGGGACCAGCAGGAGGCCACCGAGGGGGAGCGCGCGCGGCGCGGCCGCCGCCGCGCGUCGCGCAGCAAAAGCGAGUCGCCAGCGGACGAGGACGAGGAGGAGGAGGGAGAGGAGGAGGAGGGUGGUAGCCGCCGCGAGAGCCGCGAGCAGGCGCCCGCCGACAGCGGCGGCGGCGGCGGCGGCGCGGUGUCGGGCGGCAGCGGCGGCAGCUCUCGGCGGCAGCAGCUGGAGGAUGCGCUCCUGCUGCAGAUGGAGAUGCAGAAGAAGCUGCACGAGCAGUUGGAGGCGCAGCGCCAGCUGCAGCUGUCCCUGGAGGCUCACAGCCGCUACAUCACCAGCCUGCUGGAGCAGUCUGACUUGCGGGGCAGCCUGCCAGCUCACCUGGUGACCGGCAGCAGCAGCGGCGCGCAGGCGGCGCUGCAGCAGCUGCAGCGAGAGGGCGGAGCGGCGGCGGCGCCCGCGGCGGCGCCAGCCGCACUGGCGUCGGCGGGCUCGGGCGCGCCGGUGGCGGCCUUUAGCGCGGCCGCUGCCGCGCAGGCGCCGUCCCCCGCGUUGCCUAGAUCCGAGCAGCAGCAGCAGCAGCAGCAGCAGCAGCAGGGUGGGGCAGCGGCGCGGCUGGGCAAAGGCGGCGGCGACGCGACGGCGGCGCCCACCGCCGGCACCGCCGGCACCGGCAGCCUAACGGCCUUUGGCGCCACCGCCACCACGCUUGCUUCGGUGUCGCCGCUGGCACCGCGCGGCGGCGUGCAGCCGCCCUCCCCUGGAUCUGCGCUGCUCGAUUUCGAGAUGGCAGAGGCCGCCGCCGCGUGGGACGCCGCUGCGGCCGGCGUCGGCGGGCCGCUGCCCAAGCUGCAGCUGGAUCCGUCCGCGGCGGCGGCGGCGGCGGCGCAGGAGGCGGCGCCGGCUGUGCUGGCGCCAGCUGGCGAGCCGGGCGGCGCGGAGCCCAAGCGCCAGCGCACCACUUGA